CCAGCGCUGGGCCCCGGUUAAGGCCCCGCUCACCGUCGCCCGUACAAUGGAGGCGACGGUGGCGGCAGAAGUCGAAAAUGAGGAUGGCGACAGCAGCUGCGGGGAUAUAUGCUUCAUGGACAAAGGCCUGCGGAGCAUAUCAGAGUUAUCUUUAGAUUCAACUCUUCAUGCCAUCAAUCUUCAUUGCAAUAACAUCUCCAAGAUCAAAGCCAUUGAUCACAUUUGGAACUUACGACAUUUAGAUCUGUCAUCUAAUCAAAUAAGUCAAAUUGAAGGGCUAACCACACUGACAAAACUAUGUACUUUAAAUUUGUCCUGCAAUUUGAUCACAAGAAUAGAAGGACUUGAAGCACUAAUUAAUCUAACUAGACUGGAUUUGUCUUAUAACCACAUAAAUGAUCUUAGCGGGUUGCUGCCUCUUCAUGGACUUAAGCAUAAGCUUAGAUAUAUUGACCUACAUGGUAAUUACGUAGAUAGUAUCCAUCACUUACUUCAGUGUAUGGUAGGAUUACACUUCUUGACCAAUCUUAUUUUGGAGAAAGAUGGAGAUGAUAAUCCUGUCUGUCAUCUACCAGGGUAUAGAGCAGUUAUUCUCCAGACUUUGCCACAGCUCAGAAUCCUAGAUUGCAAGAACAUAUUUGGUGAACCAGUAAAUUUGGCAGAAAUAAAUUCAUCACACCUACAGUGCUUAGAAGGUCUUUUGGAUAAUUUAGUUUCUUCUGAUUCUCCUCUAAAUAUAAGUGAAGAUGAGAUCAUUGAUAAUAUGCCAGUGGUAACACCACCCAUCGAUGAAUUAGCUCCCUUGGAGCAGUUUGCAAGUACACCAGCAAACACCGUUUUGACGUCUUGUAUAUCUGUGUGUCCAUCUUCUGAGCCAGAGAAAAUUAAUCAUGAAAAUGAUUUUCAGAAUGAGAUGAAACUCCAGAAAUUAGAUGAUCAAUUUUUAGAGCUUCUCCAUGAAACAUCUAAUUCUUUAAUAGAUAAUGUUCCCGAGAAAGAGCUCCGACCAAAAAGAGACACAGAUAUAACUUCUGAAAGUGACUAUGGAAACAGAAAAGAAUGCAAUAGAAAAGUUCCUCGAAGAUCAAAAAUCCCAUAUUAUGCCAAAACUAUCCAAACUAUUAAGCACCACAGUAGGGGCAGCAACCCUUUUGUAAGUUACAAUCGUAAAAUGAGACAACCUUACCUUAAAGAAUUAUAUGUAAGAUCAUCUUUAGCAAACUGUCGUAUAUUACGAGAAUCAGAAGAGCCAAAGACUGAAAUAAUUAAAGUAGAAAAAAGUAGCUCAGAAGACAACACUUACCGGUCCCUUGUUGAACAGCUAGACCAAGAGAGAGAGAAGAGAUGGAAAGCUGAGCAAGCUGAAAAGAAACUUAUGGAUUAUAUUGAUGAACUGCAUAAGCAUGCAAAUGAGAAACGAGAUGUUCAUAGCCUGGCUCUACUUACCACAGAAAGGAAAGAACUUGACACAAGGGAGUUUUUUAGUGAUGCUGAGUUUCAGGAUGCAUUAGCUAAAGAAAUAGCCAAAGAAGAGAGAAAGCAUGAGCAACAUAUAAAAGAAUACCAAGAGAAAAUUGAUGUAUUAAACCAGCAGUAUAUGGAUUUAGAAAAUGAAUUUCGUAUUGCUUUAACUCUUGAAGCAAGAAGAUUUGAAGAUGUUAAAGAUGGUUUUGAAAAUAUUGCAACUGAGUUAGCAAAGAGCAAACAUGCUCUUAUUUGGGCUCAACGAAAAGAAAAUGAGUCGUCUUCUUUAAUUAAAGAUCUGACUUGUAUGGUGAAGGAACAAAAAACAAAACUUGCAGAAGUUUCCAAAUUGAAACAGGAAACAGCAGCAAAUUUACAGAAUCAAAUCAACACCAUUGAAAUUUUGAUUGAAGAUGACAAGCAGAAAAGUAUUCAAAUAGAACUUCUCAAGCAUGAAAAAAUCCAGCUUAUUUCUGAGCUAGCAGCCAAGGAAUCACUAAUUUUUGGUUUAAGGACAGAAAGAAAAGUCUGGGGACAUGAGCUGGCACAGCAGGGAUCUUCUCUAGCCCAGAAUCGUGGAAAAUUAGAGGCCCAAAUUGAAAGUUUAUGUAGAGAGAAUGAAUCUCUGCGAAAAGCAAAUGAAAGUGAUAGUGAUGCAUUAAGAAUAAAGAGCAAAAUCGUCGAAGACCAAACUGAAACCAUUAGAAAAUUAAAAGAUUGUUUACAAGAAAAAGACGAACAAAUCAAAAGAUUACAAGAAAAGAUCACUGAAAUAGAAAAAUGUGCUCAAGAACAACUUGAUGAAAAAUCUUUACAACUAGAUAAUGUACUUGAGAAAUUGGAAAGGCAUAAUGAAAGAAAAGAAAAACUAAAACAACAGUUGAAAGUAAAGGAAUUAGAACUUGAAGAAAUUAGAAAAGCUUACAGCACCCUUAAUCAGAAGUGGCAUGAUAAAGGAGAACUUCUGAGUCAUCUUGAAACACAAGUAAGAGAAGUGAAAGAAAAAUUUGAAAACAAAGAAAGGAAACUUAAAGCAGAAAGAGACAAAAGUAUUGAACUACAGAAGGAUGCAAUAGAAAAGCUUCAUAGUAUGGAUGAUGCCUUUAAAAAACAAGUUGAUGCAAUUGUUGAAGCUCAUCAAGCUGAAAUAAUACAACUGUCAAAUGAAAAACAGAAAUGUAUUGAUUCUGCAAAUUUAAAGGUGUAUCGAGUAGAAGAAGAAAUGCGUGGACUUCUGGAAGAAACAUGCAAGAACAAAAAAGCAAUGGAAGUAAAAAUUAAGCAACUUGCUUUUGCUCUAAAUGAAAUUCAGCAAGAAAUGUGAUGGUUUGGGAACAAAUAUAAUUGAAAUGGACCAACAAACCAAUUGUAAAAAUGAUUAAAUAUUGUAAUAGCAGUAACUGCUAUGACUUUGAAAUGUCUCUUUCUACACAUUUUAUUAUGAAUAUAUUUUAAAGUCUUUAUUAAUUGUAUAUGUAGGUUUUUAUAAUAAAGUGUUGAUAAUUAUGUGUAUUAGAAAAAAUUAUCAUAACAACGAGACACCACUUUUUUUGGUUUCUGUGCUAUAUACAUUAUUUGGUAAUUACACAUUUGCCUACAAAUUUGUAAAUGAAAAGAUUGGUAUUUUGACUAUAUGAGGGAAAGUAUUUUAAUCAUUGUUGUUACCUUAUUGUGUUGAUGAAGAACUAAAUAUAUUUAUUGGUUGUCUUUAGGUGAUGUAGCUCUAUUCUUUUAAAGUGCUUUUAAGUGUAGUCAAAGAGUAUUUGAAAUCUGUAUGAUAAAAGAUGUUGCAUUCUUAAGAAGACAUGUAGCCAUCUCCACAUCACUUAUAAUGACCCCUUUAUAAUAAUGCAUAUGGCUAUUCAUUAAAGAUUACAUUUAAGGUUUUAUAA
Molecule: messenger RNA, 3356 nt
Organism: Galeopterus variegatus (Sunda flying lemur)
Lineage: Eukaryota; Metazoa; Chordata; Mammalia; Dermoptera; Cynocephalidae
Gene: LRRCC1
Product: leucine rich repeat and coiled-coil centrosomal protein 1
Exons: 17
Coding region: 47-2788 (913 amino acids)
Cellular component (GO): cytoplasm; centrosome
Molecular function (GO): protein binding
Source: RefSeq, a predicted model, not a curated record